UUGCAGCAUCAGCUGUUCAGCUGUCAAAAUACUCUCUGAGUCUGCAACUUUUACCACUUCCCAUUCUAGACCCAAACACCCACCCAAGAUCUAAAGCUUCUCCGAUCCGGAACCCUACCUUCCGAUCACUCCCGAAGUCCACCCCUUCCACCUUCCGAUCACCCUCAUCUGCCAAAAUGCCCACCAGCAUCCACAUCAGCGCCCUAGACGGCAUCGUAAACGUGAACUCCCUCUUCACCUUAGCCGUUUUCAUCGGCCUGGCCUGGAACCCCACCGACCCCAACAACAACCUUAUCUUGGAACCCUCCUGCAACCCUGGCCCUUCGGUCGCCGAGGACCUUGUUGCCUUCCACGUCUACUCCUUCAGCUCUUUUCUCUUCUCCAGUCUCAUCGCCCUGGGUCUCAAGCAGGCCAUCCGGAUCAGCAAGAGCCCCGCCUACCACCCGCCAGUAGAGUUCCUCGCCCACAUCAAUCGGUCUGUCCUGCGUGUCGGGAUGCUGGUGUCGGGUAUCGGCUCAGUUUUCGGUUGUGGGUUCUUGAUGCUGGCUCUGGUCAACGUGGUCCAGAUCAAGCUUGGGACUUUGGCUUGUGGAAGCACAGAAAGCUUCGCGGCUGUGGUCCCGCUCGUGAUUUUGGUUCCCGUUGGGCUUCUCCUGUAUGCUUGUAUGGUUUUGUACGCUUUUACUCGCUAGGUUAAUGUAACUUACUGUUGUCUGUUCUUUUGUAAUUUCUGCGGAUUGUUGGAUUUUCUUCGUCUAAACUACGGAAAAUCAUGCAUGGAAGAUAUGCUUAAA
Messenger RNA from Juglans microcarpa x Juglans regia, 794 nucleotides. RefSeq lists its product as uncharacterized. The transcript has a single exon. The record is from RefSeq and is a predicted model, not a curated record. The coding region runs from base 177 to 692 and encodes 171 amino acids. NCBI's taxonomy places the organism in Eukaryota, Viridiplantae, Streptophyta, Magnoliopsida, Fagales, Juglandaceae.